Cynara cardunculus var. scolymus (artichoke) is the source of this 2863-nucleotide messenger RNA. RefSeq lists its product as uncharacterized. NCBI's taxonomy places the organism in Eukaryota, Viridiplantae, Streptophyta, Magnoliopsida, Asterales, Asteraceae. The transcript is spliced from 14 exons. Bases 133 to 2592 code for a protein of 819 amino acids. Gene Ontology annotation, cellular component: plasma membrane. The record is from RefSeq and is a predicted model, not a curated record.
ACACAACUAUUACAUAUAUAUUAUUCCUUUCAUUCAAUCGUAAAUACAACGAGAAUCUAUUGCUUAUUGGGUUUCUAUGAUUCUAUCGAUUUCCGAUUCCUUUUCGUAGAAUAAGUCGACAGGAGAUUCCACAUGGCCGAUAAAUCCAAUUAUUCGAUUUUGGGUUUUCUUUGUUCGAAUAGAUUCUACUUUUUUAUUUAUUUAAUCAGCCAUUGUUGUUGGUCGUAUGAAGUUACUGCUGUUCCUUAUGAUUCUUUCACGAUUUCGAGCUUUAUUUAUGGUAAAACUUCACUCGGACCUUAUGAUUGGCGUUAUAUCAGAGUUGAUUUGCCGACAUCAUUUUCUUCGAUGACUAUUGCUUUAGAGUCUGAUGUAAACCUUGGUAAAAAUAGCGUUAAAAAGGGCGGUAUAAAUAAGCUACCAAUGAUAUGUGUUCGUGAAGGCAGCCCUCCUUUGCCGGAUUCAUAUAACACCUCUUUAACUGGUUUAGUUUUGGAUCCUAUUUCUAAUGAAUCUUUGGGGACACAAGGUCUUCAAUUUGCCGAGAAAUGUUAUCCUAUGCAGAAAAAUAUUCUUUUGAGGCUGACAAACGAGCAGAUUUCUCCGGGCGUUUGGUACUUUGGUCUAUUUAAUGGCAUUGGAUCAAUGAGGACACAAUCAAAGAUGAUAAAUCGAGGAUUGGAGUAUUCAUUUAGUGGAAAUGUUAGCGUUGAAGGUUGUAUGGGCCCAUCUAUCUCGGGUCAAUUCUGUAACCAAACCAUUGACCAACUUUCUUGUGUUGAGCAGAACUCAACGCAAGGAACCGUUGUUUCUUGUAGAAACAACGAUGAAAGCUUGUGCAAUGAUCGGAAAGAACCAAAAGUCUACAUUUUGGAUUUGCUCGGAGUUUCGGAAGAAAUAACAAUUUCGACUACAAAUGUUAAAUUCAACCAAACUCAAGAUGGUACAAAUAAUCAUAGCAAUAUUGGUUUAAUAUGUUAUGCUCGGCAUGGUGCCUUGCCAUCAUCAUCGAAUCAUGAUUAUUCUGGUAAUAUCAUUGACUCCCCCUUGGUUAUACGUUCUCCAAAAGUUGGUCGGUGGUAUAUUACCGUUAUACCCCUCAACCUCUCUAAUGGCACUGUUGAGAACAUGACAGUUUGCUUUUCAUUGUUGUGGCAAGUGCGUCAAUGUCCUCAAAAUAAAGCCGGUUUGAAUUGUAAGUGGGAACGAUAUGUGCUUCAGACAAUUCUGAGGAAGAAUCCGUCCCUUCCUUUCGAAUCAUACUAUUCACCUGUGAAUAUUAAAGGAUUUUCACGUUCAUCUAAUUUUCAUCUCGAGCCUCUUCUUAGCAACUCUUCGCUCGGUCAAAGUCAAGAUUAUGCAUGGACUUAUUUUCAAGUAGACAUCCCAUCGGGUGCAGCCGGAGGAAGCAUUCACAUGCGAAUAAGUUCAGAUACUAAAUUGCAUCAUGAAAUUUAUGCGCUAUAUGGUGGAUUACCAUUUGAAGAUAAAUGGGAUUACUUCUAUGUGAAUUCUACUAGCAACAGUAAAGGUUCGAUGUUCUUUAAGUUGUACAAUUCAGAUGAAAAAAACGUCGGUUUCUAUAUCGUCUAUGCCAAAGAAGGAACUUGGAAUUUCGGUAUAAAGUAUUUGACCUCUUCUCCUAAAAGUCAAAGCCAAAGUCAAACUACUAUGUCGAUUUCGGUUGAAAGAUGCCCGAGAAGUUGCUCGUCUCAUGGAACAUGUCAAAAUGUUGUUGAAAUGAGUGGGUUGUCACUCUACAGCUAUUGUUGGUGUGAUCGGACCCAUGGAGGCUUUGACUGUAGUGAUGAACUUGUCUCCCAUCGAGGGCAUAUACUGCAAUCGAUUUUGCUUAUUGCAUCAAAUGCUGCAUUCGUGUUUCCUGCUUAUUGGGCCCUACGUCAGAAGGCAUUUGCAGAGUGGGUGCUCUAUACAUCAAGUGGUAUUUCAAGUGGCUUAUACCAUGCAUGUGAUGUUGGUGCCUGGUGUGCGCUAUCUUUUCAUGUUUUGCAGUUCAUGGAUUUUUGGCUUUCGUUCAUGGCCGUAGUGAGCACAUUUGUCUACUUGGCUGCAAUUGAUGAACCUUCAAAGCGGACAAUUCAUACGAUUGUUGCCAUCCUUACCGCACUCAUGGCCGAAACCGGAGCCACAAGGUCCUCCAACAUCGUUCUUGUAAUAGCAAUUGGAUCAAUCGGUCUUCUUGUCGGCUGGUUGAUCGAGUUCUUCACGCAUUAUAGGCGAAUCUCGCUUUCCACCGAAUUUCUUCUGAAUAUGCUUCAAAGGUGGCAAACAAUCAAUGGAUGGCUCCAUAACAUUAUAAAGACGGUUAUUAGACGUUUUCGCUGGUUUUUCGUGCUCGCCGGAUUCAUUGCGUUAGCAAUGGCCGCCAUAAGCUGGAGCCUCGAAUCAACCGAAAGUUACUGGUUUUGGCACAGCAUGUGGCAUGUGUCGAUAUACACUUCUUCGUUUUUCUUUAUCUGUUCGAAAGUGAAUGUAAUCAACUCCGAGGAGCAAGGGUCUACAAACACAGAAUAUCAGUUGACUCGACAGGAUUCUCUCUCGAGAAGUGAAGACCGAUUGACGCAUGUCUAGUUUACGUAGACGGUCCGUUUGACGGAACGAACGAUUCUUCGGCGAUUUUUGUGGGGAGUUGGAAGAGGGGGUUCAUAGGAGGAAACAGGAAAUGUAAAUGAGAAAGUUAGAGAAAAGUGGAUAGAAUUAUAAGACAAGGGUGGUUUUGUAAAGUUAGAGGGGCUCUUUUGUAAAUUCACAAUCUUGUAUGAUUUUGAACUUUAACCUACACACAAUGAGCCAAUAAACCAAAUUUCAGAGCAUAUAUAUACAGAGCCAAGGAUAUUUGUAC